AUGGCUGAAUACGUAUCCCGAAAAUCCUACAAUUCUCGACUUCCUCCAGAAGUGAACCGUAUCCUGUACGUGCGGAAUCUCCCCUUCAAGAUUACAGCAGAGGAGCUGUAUGCCAUCUUUGGGAAGUACGGGGCCGUCUAUCAGAUCCGAAUGGGCAACAAGGACAAGGAUACGCGGGGAACAGCCUUUGUGGUCUACGAGGACAUUUACGAUGCCAAGGCUGCCGUCGAUCAUCUGAGUGGUUUCAACGUGGGUGGUCGUUAUUUGGUUGUGCUGUACUACCAGCCUGCCAAAUUUGAACGACGGGAGCAGCAAAAUGAACAGGAACGAGAAGUGUUGGAAUUGCGAAAGAGAGUACAAGCAAACAAAGAGGCAAUGUCCAAAAAGUGA
This is a messenger RNA of Seminavis robusta, 390 nucleotides long. Lineage: Eukaryota; Bacillariophyta; Bacillariophyceae; Naviculales; Naviculaceae. The record is from the annotation of a GenBank genome assembly.